Molecule: messenger RNA, 1297 nt
Organism: Klebsormidium nitens
Lineage: Eukaryota; Viridiplantae; Streptophyta; Klebsormidiophyceae; Klebsormidiales; Klebsormidiaceae
Source: the annotation of a GenBank genome assembly
ACUGAGUUGACUUUCGCUUGUCCGUAGUCAAAGUCCAUCCCCUCUAGCUAGCUGUGCACAACUAGACAGGGGACGAUCGGACAAAGUCUGGGCUCUGGAAAACCCUAAUAGGAUCAUGCCGUCUCUGCUCAGUGUGGAGAGCAGCAAUCUUUUGCUGCAUUUCGGAACGUGGGGUGUGACCGCUGUUUUCCUCGUUGAGAAGUGAGGAGGUACACUGACAUAAUGCUCAAUGCCGCCGUGGCUAAGGGGGGGCUAAGAAGUGCAAUGCUGUGAGACGAUUCCCGCACAUUCUCGUCCAUGAUAAAGGCAGACCUGUGGAGCCCAUGCUGUAGAUUUGACUGAUGGGAGACGCUACAGCUCGGGUACAGCUCUGCCACUCGACGACCCUGCAACUCUUGAGCUUGUCCCUCUCUAGGUGCUAAGGUUGGAAGAAGAGCCUUCUUUGCAGCAAGUCUCCCAUCUGACACAUCAUUGGACACAGUGGUCCCCUUCCUUCUGGCUUCCUUUCUUAACAAACUCGCAUUCAGAAGUGAGUUUGCUUCGCGAGCAAGUGAGGGCAAAUGGUUCGAUACUUGUAAGCCCAGUCAACAGAUGUAAGCCCGGUCAAUGAAGGCCGCUACUUGAGUUGUCAUUGAUGGUGGUCUGGAUGGAAACAUGGAAACACAAGCAGGAUUUGAGCGCCAGCAAGGUCCAGCCUUUGUGUAUAGAAUCAGCAACGUUGAGGAAUGGAAGCGGGCGCAGGAGGAGGGUGGCUUGUGGGGGAGCCAGAUGGAUCGAGACAGCGGCUUCGUUCACCUCAGUUCAGAAGAACAGGUCCCGGCAACUCUGAAGAGGUUCUUUGUCGGGCGGGAGGAUAUUAUCCUGCUCAAGAUCGACGCUGCCAAGCUUGGGGCCCAACUCAGGUUUGAGGAUACCACAGGCCACGGAGUAUUCCCACACUUCUAUGGAUCGGACGGGGAAUACCAUGCGUUGCCAUUAGCCGCGAUUUUACAGGCGGAACCAAUUACUCACGAAUUCAGGUUUUGAACCUAGGAAUUCAGGUUUUGAACCUAGGUCCAAGCUAGACCAGAAGUACGUGCAUGCAACCGGCCAGAAUUUUUAGAGCUACGGGUUCCACGAUAUGAGAUUUGUGCUACGCAGUUGAGCUUUCUGUCAUAGCGCGGCGGCCAGUGCCUCUUCACAAGACGGACAUAGGCCGACCAGGCUCGACGGAACCGCAAUCUUCAGUGGACAUCACAUCCAAUCUAUACAUACCUAUAUAUUGCGCGAUUGGUCAGUAUAUAAGCUGCACUGGCAU